AACCAAGACGCCGAGCCUCGUUGUGGCGUUGUGUAUAGUGGAGACAUCGUACAGCUGUGUGUCAAACGUUUUCUAUCUGAAGUCAUGUCGGCUUCUCCAGCUCAAAGAUCUCCUCAGUCCUCUGUGCAGUCUGGGAAAAAGUCACGUCAGGAAAAUAUAUCCCGUCUCACAGGCCAGGUGACAUUUCCACCUUCUGCCAAGUCUGCAUUCAAUGCAGCAGGUAGACAGCAAGAAAAAGUUCCCAAAGAUAACCCAUUCAGAAUGCCUCCAGACAGUGACAUCUUUGUGCUCAGGGACAAGGAGAGGCAAAACAAGAGAAAGGAGACCCAACGACAGCACAAGCUACACGUGCAUGAGAAAACAACUUACAACACUCGCAUCAACUACCGCAACUCUGCCAUGAUCCAGCCGAAACCGUCUGAUGAUGAGGCAGAACAGGAAUCUGACAAUGCUGUGGCAGUCAAAGAUGACCCCCAGUUUACUAUUGCUGUCACCAGAGAUCGUCAUGUUGAAAAAGAAUCUUUGUCAGAAUACAUUGCCAAAAAGAGAGAAAUGUUUCUAGUUCAGUAUUCACUAGGAGUGAAGCGGGAUGAAAUGCGUAAGCUGGAGGAAAUAGCUCAAGCUGAAGAGCGGAAGCUAGAGCUAGCUGAACAGUUUUUGGAGGAAGAUGCUGCCAUGUUUGAUGAGUUCCUCAAGGAAAAUGAUAAAAACUCAGUUGAAGCCAUUAAAAUUGCUGAGGCAGAGGCAAAACUUAAGAUGGAAAAAGUUAAUGAGAUAAAGAAGAUUAAUGUUCAGAUUAUGUCGAUCAAGUCUGAAAUAUCCAAAUACGAAGAAAUGCUCAAAGAGUAUCAGCAGUACAGACGAUUUCUUGAGGCACUUACGCCCCCAGAAAUAAGACAAGAGAAAGAACAGCAGAGAAAAAUGAUGAGAGAAAUAAAGAAGACGGAGCGAGAAAAGAGCAACCAGUUAAAGAAGUCACCCUCAGAUCUAGACAGACAAGGCACAGGAGACUUAAAGGGGGGGAAAAAAAAACUCCCUGUUCCGAAAGCUAAAACAAUCUCUGGUUCAGCCUCCAGCUCCAAAACAAAGGUUGCAGGUGCUCAUCAAGCAGAAGAUGCUCUAAGCCCAUCCACUUUGUCUGACUCGGACAGUGAUGAGGAAAUGGAGCUGUACUUUCAAGAUCCCCAGCAACUGCUUGAUAUCUUUUCUGAACUGGAAGAGCAGAAUCUUUCCCUCAUCCAGAACAGCCAGGAAACAGAAGAGGCGCUGGAGGAGAUGAAGCACACCAUGAAAAUGACUAAGGAUAGAAUGACAAAAGAAACAAAAAUCCUUAAGGAUCAGAUUGAAAAGCUUGAGAAGGCAAUCAAAGCAGAGGAAGAUAAGGCAGCAGAUCUCAAAAUCAAGGCAAAGAUGUUUAACUAUGGAGAGUUCAAAGAAGAGGACCAAGAGAAGAGCCUGCAGCAGCUCAACCAGAAAGUGGAGGAGGUGUACCGCAGCUGCAUUGGGGACAAUGAGGCCAACAUCAGUACACUGCAAAUGUUGACCAACAUAGAAAACCGGUUGGAGGAAUUGUUUGAGAUCAUAGAGACCAUGCCUCAGGACAAAGUGGAGGCUGCAGAAAAGGCAAAAGAGAAGGAACGACGUCUGAAAAUGCGAGAGGAGAAAAUAGAGCUGCAGCGUCUCCAUCAAGAAGAACGUGUAAAGCGAGCAUUAGAACGAGCCAAGGCAGAGCCAAAGAAAAAGACUGGGAAGAAAUUGGUUUUCCGUUCAGAGCCACCUCAGCUCAAGAAGAAGGAGGAUGAGGGAGCAGAUCAAGCAAGCAGAGAAGAAGAAGAGCUGGCCUAUUAUUUUCAGUGGUAGGGAAUGAAUGAAUGUCAAAAUCCCAGAAAUGGCACAGUGGCAAAAUCAAAUACUCCAAGAUCAGUUUGGUGCUUUCAAAUCAAGUAAUUCAGAAAUUAAACUGCAAGUAUUAAGCAAUUCCGAAAUAUCAAUGUGGUUUAUUUUACUGGGGUUGAUGAGCACAUAAAAAGAAAAAAAAAUGUAAAUGGAUUUUGCUUGAAAAAUUUGCCUUUUGGAAUUAUGUGCAUUAUUAUAAAUAGAAUUGAAAAACAUGUCACUUUGUGAGACAGCAAUGUUUUACUUAUCACAUGCCAUAUUUCCUCCACAUUUGCUGUGUAGUGUGAAUGAUCUGCAUGUUGUGCGUACGUUAGAAAAUGUCAAUUGUCUUUUUUUAAAGCAUGGUGGUGGAUAGCUGUGCAUGAAAGUAAUAAAAUAUUGGAAAAGUUGUCUAAAGUUGAACAGUAUUCUGACACAAUUUUGAUAAAUUUUGAAUAAGAUAUACUUAUGAAUUGUU
Pomacea canaliculata is the source of this 2353-nucleotide messenger RNA. RefSeq names its product cilia- and flagella-associated protein 100-like. Bases 85 to 1860 code for a protein of 591 amino acids. The transcript has 15 exons. NCBI's taxonomy places the organism in Eukaryota, Metazoa, Mollusca, Gastropoda, Architaenioglossa, Ampullariidae. The record is from RefSeq and is a predicted model, not a curated record.